Macrobrachium nipponense is the source of this 2765-nucleotide messenger RNA. RefSeq lists its product as uncharacterized. Lineage: Eukaryota; Metazoa; Arthropoda; Malacostraca; Decapoda; Palaemonidae. The record is from RefSeq and is a predicted model, not a curated record. Bases 149 to 1981 code for a protein of 610 amino acids. Gene Ontology annotation, molecular function: metal ion binding. The transcript has 6 exons.
GAAGAAGAAGAAGAAGCGUCGGGUCCCACUGCUUCUAUUUUGGAUUCUGAGUUCUGACUUGUAUUCAACAACGCGGGACGAAAGGCGUUCCUGGCUAUUGCCUCACGUUUCGAUGAUGUGUUAAAAUCUUGACCACUACUAAACUAUCAUGUUUGGGCAACAGUCAUCUAUAAGGCCUAAUGCGCAGGUUUGUACAUUCUACCAGAAGGGCCAGUGUAAAUAUGGAACGCAGUGCUGGAACCUUCAUCCACCUAACCAAGGUGCAGCAGUUGGUGGAAUGGCCCCUACAUUUGGUGGUAAUGUAUUUGGUGCAAAGACCAGUGCACAGGCAGACUCAAAGGAGUUCACUGAAUUCAUGAAACAAGUAAGUGUGGAGAUGUCUCAGUGGGAAAGAAAUGGACAGUGGCUGUUCUCUUCUUUCACUCCUCUUAAGUCACAUCCAUUGUUAGCUGGGUUUUCGGACCACUCUCCUGAAGAAAUGCGGGUCAAAUCAUAUGAGUCCCUGAAGACUAACACAUUCACUGCAUAUCAAGAUCAGUGGACUAAGUUGCAGCAGCAGUAUAAGCAACUGCGUGAUGCUUUAAGGGGUCCCACUUCUGAUGCAUAUCAGGCAAUGAAAGAGGUUUUCUAUUCUAAAAGUAGCUCUGAUCAGCAACUCCAGAAUCCAUCUCAAAAUGGGAAAUCAGGCAGCUUAUUUGGUAAACCAGCAGGAACAUUAUUUGGGGGAAAUUCAACCCUCACACCCCAGCCAAGUGCAGGUCUUUUAGGACCUAAUCCUCAGUCUUCCAUUUUUGGAGGAGGAGGAGGGUCUAUAUUUGGAGGAAACCAAUCAGCAUCUUCCAAUGUGUUUGGCGACUCGGCUAAAAAAACGUUAUUUGGUGGACCUGCAGCUCUUGGAUCACAGAAUACAAAUACUACCUUUGGAAGUCAGCCCAAUUCAUCCCCUUUUGGAGGAGGCAAUGCCAAUUUGUUUAAGAGUAGUGGUGGAAGUGUUUUUGGUGGUGGUAAAAUGCAAGGCAGUCUUUUUGGAGGAACCCCUGCAACAACUCAAACCUCUGGAAGUAUUUUUGGUGGAGGAGUUCCUACCAACACAACCACUGCAAGCAUAUUUGGAGGUGGGACUCCAGCAAAUCCAGUUACUUCAACUACUGGAAGCAUAUUUGGAGGUGGAAACAACACAAAUCCUGUUGCCCCUGCCACUGCGAGCAUUUUUGGAGGAAAUUCUGCAAAUGCUGCAACACCAGCUACGGUAAAUAGUUUUGGUGGAAGCAGUAAUACUGCCACUUCAGCAAGUGGAAGUGUCUUUGGAGGUGGUCAAAAUCAAACCCCGAGUAUAUUUGGAAACAGUAAUCAAAAUACUACUCCAACCUUUGGUUUUAUGGGUCCUGCUACGACAAGUAGUGUGUUUGGAACUUCAAAUACAGCAAGUAAUGUAUUUGGGUCUUCAAGCACUAAUACGACAUCUGGAAGCAUUUUUGGAAAUAAACCCAGCUUAUUUGGGGGUCCACAAAAUCAGAAUCAAGCGAGCACACCUCUUUUUGGCAAUUCGUCGUCAGGUACUCCAACCAUCUUUGGAGGAAAUCCAACAAGUGAGACCCAGCCACAGAAUCCCUCUGUCUUUGGUCUGAAUACAACUCCUAGUAGUACAUUUGGUGGAAGUGGAAACACGAAUCCUUCAAGUGGAGGAGCUGUAUUAUUUGGUGGAAGCUCAGCUGGGGGGAUGCAGUCUGGAAGUAUUUUUGGAAACGCUGGUGACUCUUCAGGAAGUACUGGGCUUUUUGGUAAACAGCCAGAUUCACAGGCAAGUUCUCAGUUAAAUACAACAAGUCAGACAAUUGGUGGAAGCAACAUACCAGGAAAUGUAAGAGCAGAAUGGUUCACACCAAUUGAUCAGCUGGAUCCAGCAGACAAAGGACAGUUUGAGGCUGAAGUGUUUACAUCUAUACCAUUGUGCCCCCCUCCAGUUGAACUCUGCUUUUAGUUUCCUUUAUUGUUAAUAGGCUCGACUGGAUGCUAUUUUAAAGUUGUAUAAUUUUUCUAGCAGAUUAUUUCUUGUGCUCUGUACCAUACUGGUGAGAACUGGCAGUGAUUGGACUCUCUUCCUUCUUUUUUUUUUUAUGUUCAAGUUACAAAAGUGUAGUUAAAGGCUGAUAUAGCAAUGUUAAGCGUUUGAAUUCAGCCUCUCUCUCAUGCUUAGGCAUAAUUGUAAUAUUUGUUAGUGUUCUUUUUAUGUUCAUAUUGCAUGCUACUUUCAUGGUAGGCUUUGAAAAUUAAUCCCUCAAUUAUCCAGAUAAGGGUAAGUAAAAAAUCUUAAGCCGUUCAAGGGUAACUCUGUACCUUCCUCACCUUACCUUGUCAGUACUGCAUAAACAUAAACAUGUAACCCAGUCCCAGAAUGCAGAGUAAACUAGAUUUGCACAUACUCUAUGUAACAGUUCAGUAUCUUCAACAUUUUUAGUUUCACUUUCAAGAAAUUUGUUAAGAGUUGUAAUUUUCCAGAGAAGACAUAAUAUAUUUAUCUAGCACAAACCUUUUGGGCUAGACCAGUUAAUGUUAAGAAGGGUAACUCAAUGGUUUGGUCUUAUUGUAUAUUGAUAGUGGUAAUAUUUGUCUUACCCACGUAAGUCAUAUCUUUAAUAACUGAAACAAACCUUUAGAUCCUUGUUAAGGUCAAGUGAUCAUGUAAAUAUUGUAGUUAUUGUACAGAUUCUUGUUCUCGCUGUUUCUGUGUUAAGCUUGCAAAAUAUAUGUUUGUCAAAAACCGA